This is a messenger RNA of Anneissia japonica, 1450 nucleotides long. RefSeq lists its product as uncharacterized. The record is from RefSeq and is a predicted model, not a curated record. The coding region runs from base 308 to 1450 and encodes 380 amino acids. Lineage: Eukaryota; Metazoa; Echinodermata; Crinoidea; Comatulida; Comatulidae. The transcript has 4 exons.
CUAAUCAAAACAUAUUUAAGAUACUUGUAUGACUAAGUACUAAUCAGUACACUUUACUUUGAAUAACAAAUUCUUUUUUAAUGUAGUCUGUGUAAACUUUUAUUUUGAGACAUCGCAUUAUGAAGUUACAUUUGUGGAAACAGACUACUAUUACGAUUUUAAAACAUGGAACGAACUUAAAAAUUCAUGUGAACAAUCAGGCUACCAACUUGUGAGCAUCACCACUUCACAUGAAAACGAUGCGAUCUUCAACUUCCUCCAAGAUAAUUGCACACGUGGAGACUACGCCAUUGGAUUAUCACGCGAGAUGGGAAUGCCUAGAAGCAGUCUAAGUAGUUGGAACUGGGAAUCCGGUGAUCCUGCUAUGGAGUUCAUUUGGGGUGGUAGCGGUGUAGAACCAAAUGUUAUAACUUCUUCGUCCGCAGUAGUUUAUAUGACGACCCUAAACAAUUUUGAAUCUGGCAAAUGGUACGACAUCCAUAAAAACACGCAAAUAGGACUUUCAACUGGUAGUCCUGGAUAUGGUUAUAUUUGUGAAAAAUCAAUAACAACCACGCAAUUAUCCACGACUGCUGGUAGAACAACAAUACAGUCAUUUACCAGUCGUAUACUGCUGAAUUCCACUUAUCGUAGGCCUACAAUAAUAUCAACCAUGGCAAUUAAUGAAGCCAACGAAAGAAGUGAUUUGAUGAUGAUCGUGAUUGUAUCAGCGUCACUCGUUGCAGCAAUUGUAGUCCUGAUUUUAAUCUAUAGGUUUCAUGAACGAUUGUGUUGUAAGUCAAAGACCAAAAUGAACCCGGACCCUUUGAUGGAUAAUAUAGCUAAGGAUAAGCCUUGUGAUGCGCUGAGCCAUUCUACUGAAAAUGGAUGCCGUGAAGUUGAUAGCGAAAAAAUAUUAAAAUGCAAUACGUCGUAUAAAGUUAUGCCUAGUAAUCGUUCUCGAAACAUGCCGGGACAAGGCAAGGAUCCGGGUAGGGCUAAUGUCAUCGAAAUCCAUAUUCCAAAUAGUCCAUCCGAUAAUGCACUGGAAAUGGAAAAAUAUCCAUUGAAUCACAGUUCAAUUGCGCAUGACAGACAAAAUCCAAAUGAUUAUGAAUCUGAAGAGAAUCCUACAUACGAACGUUCUCAUGAUGAAAAUUCGUACCGCAUUUAUGAUGGGAUUAAAAGCGACUAUGAAGGUGAAAUGGACAACCCGGCCUACGAUGCUCUCCCGUUUGAUGCAGAAAGUCUUUACUCUUCGCCGCAUGAAAUGGCUGAUGUUGCUGGCUCUGUUGGUGCAUCGAAAAAGACAGUCGUCAGUGCAAAACUUGCAGGCAAUCAUGAUAAAGUAGCAGAUUCGAGCAUAGAUGCUCUGUAUGCAAAACCUGACAUGUCAAUGAAACGUAAACACCAAGUGGACAGUCCUAGCAACAAUACUCUCUCAUCUGAAACAGAGAGCAACUCAAGAUAA